This is a messenger RNA of Balaenoptera ricei (Rice's whale), 4486 nucleotides long. It is a transcript of the gene MIDEAS, whose product is annotated as mitotic deacetylase associated SANT domain protein. The coding region runs from base 1064 to 4360 and encodes 1098 amino acids. The record is from RefSeq and is a predicted model, not a curated record. The transcript has 13 exons. Gene Ontology annotation, biological process: negative regulation of DNA-templated transcription; regulation of transcription by RNA polymerase II. Gene Ontology annotation, molecular function: transcription corepressor activity. Lineage: Eukaryota; Metazoa; Chordata; Mammalia; Artiodactyla; Balaenopteridae. Gene Ontology annotation, cellular component: histone deacetylase complex; transcription regulator complex.
UUCCUGGCAGGCCCGCUGGGUUUCCAAACAUUUCGUCACCGUCUCGUCCUGACCUUGGUGUGAAAGGAACGAGCCGCGUGGCCUGUUGGUUCCAGCAAAGCCAUCGGGGGCGCUGGCCUGGGCUGGGGGAGGGUGGCGACUGACUUGGGAGUGGAGGUGAGGUCUGCUGGAAAUCCCCAGCCUGGGCAGCCGCCGGAGGUUUAAAGACGCCUUCUCCGGCCUUAUUUGGUCGCAGGAAGUGGGCGGCGCCGGGCCUGCUGGCUGAGAGGCAGACCCGAGACAGUUGUGCUGAUGAAGUGGUAGAGCUGGUUCCUGCUCGCCGCCGUGCCGCGCGCGCCGGCCCGCCGCUGGGCGCUCCGCGCUCCCAGCCCCGAGUUGUGCAAUCCUUUGUAGCACGCCAGAGAGUCCUCCUCCUUCGCUGUUGCCUCUCGCCCUCUCGCUCUCUCUCUCUUUUUUUUCAAGCUGUGAGCUCAACCGAUGAGUCAGAGCAGUGCAAUCCUGACACUGCAUCGCAGGACUGGGGGGUGACACGAAGGGAGGGAGAGCGACCGCGAGGCGGACACCACGGGCGCGGGUUGCGCCGAGGCUCCUGUGCCGGGAGCGAGGGGUGACAGCCCGCGCGUCCCACCCGGGCCCUGCCAGCAAACUUCCCGGCCUCGGGAGGCGCGAGCUGGCGGAAAUUCUGCGAGCGCCGCGGGGAGGCGGCGGCGCCUGUUUGUUUUUAAAAUCGGGAGUGCGUGCAGGCGGCUGGAGCCUGGGAGGCGACCGAAGGCGGCGGCCCGCGGCGGAAAGGGGACAGCCGAUGCCGGAGCUCGGGUAGGAGCAGGGCUCCAGGGCCCUGUGGAGCAUCAUGAACUGGGAAGAGUAGAGGAGCCUGAGAGCCUCUCUGCAAAAAGGAAGGAAGCACCAGCAGUUCUUUCUCCCCGUGCCUGACCGCAUCAUCCAGCGUUUCCUCUGCCCCCUCUGGCUGCUGGACUAGGGCCAAGCUUCCAGCAGGACCAUCCCCCAGGGGAUGGGCAACUGGUAAAGUAGGUCUCACUGCCGGGGCCCAGUUGGCCACACCAUGAACCUCCAGGCCCAGCCCAAGGCUCAGAACAAGCGGAAGCGUUGCCUCUUUGGGGACCAGGAACCAGCUCCCAAGGAGCAGCUCCAACCCCUGCAAGCACCACAGCAGCCCCCGGCCCCUCCACCGUCCAGAGUGAAGGAGGAGCCUUACUUUGCGCACGAGGGUCCGGCAGGGGCUGCCCCCGCCUCCCAGCCUGUGGAACUGCCCCCUUCCAACAGCCUGGCCCUGCUGAACUCCGUGGUAUACGGGUCUGAGCGAACCAUGUUGUCUCAGCAGGUGGGCUCGGUCAAGUGGCCCAACUCUGUGAUGGCUCCAGGGCGAGGCCCGGAGCGUGGAGGGGUUGGGGGUGUCAGUGACAGCGGCUGGCAGCAGCAGCCCGGCCAGCCUCCGCCCCACUCGACGUGGAAUCGCCACAGCCUGCCCCUUUACAGUGGACCCAAGGGAAGCCCUCAUCCUGGCAUGGGGGUCUCCACCUACUAUAACCACCCUGAGCCGCUGAAGCGGGAGAAAGCAGGGGGGCCACAGCUGGACCGCUUUGGGAACGCUGUGCGGCCAAUGGUGCCGCAGAAGGUGCAGCUGGAGGUUGGGCGGCCCCAGGCACCCCUGAACUCUUUCCAUGUGGCCAAGAAGCCCCCGAACCAGACGCUGCCCCUGCAGCCCUUCCAGCUGGCGUUCGGCCACCAGGUGAACCGGCAGGUCUUCCGGCAGGGCCCAUCGCCGCCCAACCCCGUCGCCGCCUUCCCACCGCAGAAGCAGCAGCAGCAGCAAGCGGCCCUGCCCCAGAUGCAGCUCUUUGAGAACUUCUACCCCAUGCAGCAGCCACCCUCUCAGCAGCCCCAGGACUUUGGCCUGCAGCCAGCCGGGCCGCUGAGUCAGUCCCACCUGGCUCACCACAGCCUGGCACCCUACCCCUUCCCCCCAAACCCUGACAUGAACCCAGAACUGCGCAAGGCCCUCCUGCAGGAGUCAGCCCCGCAGCCUGUGCUACCUCAGGCGCAGAUCGCCUUUCCCCGCCGUUCCCGCCGCCUCUCUAAGGAGGGCGUCCUGCCUUCCACCACCCUGGAUGGGGCUGGCACCCAACCUGGGCAGGAUCCCGCCAGCAACCUGUUCCUGCACCACUGGCCCCUGCAGCAGCCGCCACCCGGCCCCAUGGGGCAGCCCCAUCCUGAAGCUCUGGGAUUCCCGCUGGAGCUGAGGGAGUCACAGUUGCUGUCGGACGGGGAGAGACUGGCACCCAAUGGCCGGGAGCGGGAGGCUCCCGCCAUGGGCAGCGAGGAGGGCACGCGGGCUGUGGGCACAGGGGACUGUGGGCAGGUGCUACGGGGUGGGGUGAUCCAGAGCACUCGACGGAGGCGCCGGGCGUCCCAGGAGGCCAAUUUGCUGACCCUGGCCCAGAAGGCAGUGGAGCUGGCCUCACUGCAGAGCACAAAGGAUGCCAGUGGCUCUGAGGAGAAGCGGAAAAGUGUAUUGGCUUCAACUACCAAGUGUGGGGUGGAGUUUUCUGAGCCUUCCUUAGCUGCCAAGCGAGCACGAGAGGACAGCGGGAUGGUACCCCUCAUCAUCCCAGUGUCUGUGCCUGUGCGGGCUUUGGACCCAACUGAGGCAGCCCAAGCUGGAGGUGUUGACGAGGAUGGAAAGGGUCCUGAACAGAACCCCACUGAACACAAGCCGUCGGUCAUCGUUACCCGCAGGCGGUCCACCCGUAUCCCUGGAACUGAUACCCCAGCUCAGGCUGAGGACAUGAACGUCAAGUUGGAGGGGGAACCUUCAGUGCGGAAACCAAAGCAGCGGCCGAGGCCUGAGCCUCUGAUCAUCCCCACCAAGGCGGGCACUUUCAUCGCCCCUCCCGUCUACUCCAACAUCACCCCUUACCAGAGCCACCUGCGCUCCCCUGUCCGCCUAGCUGACCACCCCUCCGAGCGGAGCUUUGAGCUGCCCCCUUAUACACCACCCCCCAUCCUCAGCCCUGUGCGGGAAGGCUCCGGACUCUAUUUCAAUGCCAUCAUAUCGACCAGCAGCAUCCCAGCCCCUCCUCCCAUCACGCCAAAGAGUGCCCAUCGCACCCUGCUCCGGUCUAAUAGCGCUGAAGUCACCCCGCCUGUCCUCUCUGUGAUGGGGGAGGCCACCCCAGUGAGCAUCGAGCCACGGAUCAAUGUGGGCUCCCGGUUCCAAGCAGAAAUCCCCUCGAUGAGGGACCGCGCCCUGGCAGCCGCAGACUCCCACAAGGCCGACUUGGUGUGGCAGCCAUGGGAGGACCUAGAGAGCAGCCGGGAGAAGCAGAGGCAAGUGGAAGACCUGCUGACAGCUGCCUGCUCCAGCAUUUUCCCUGGAGCUGGCACCAACCAGGAGCUGGCCCUGCACUGUCUGCACGAGUCCAGGGGAGACAUCCUGGAAACGCUGAGUAAGCUGCUACUGAAGAAGCCCCUGCGGCUGCACAACCACCCAUUGGCAACUUAUCACUACACAGGCUCUGACCAGUGGAAGAUGGCUGAGAGGAAGCUGUUCAACAAGGGCAUUGCCAUCUACAAGAAGGAUUUCUUCUUGGUGCAGAAGCUGAUCCAAACCAAGACCGUGGCCCAGUGUGUGGAGUUCUACUACACCUACAAGAAGCAGGUGAAGAUUGGCCGCAAUGGGACACUAACCUUCGGGGAUGUGGAUACAAGUGAUGAAAAGUCGGCCCAGGAAGAGGUUGAAGUGGAUAUUAAGACUUCCCAGAAGUUCCCAAGGGUGCCUCCUCCCAGAAGAGAGUCCCCAAGUGAAGAGAGCCUAGAGCCUAAGAAGGAAGUAAAGGAGACCAGAAAGGAGGAGGAGGAAGAGAUGCCAGAGACCCAGGAGAAGGGGGAGCAGGAAGAGGGGCGAGAGCGAAGCCGGCGGGCAGCGGCUGUCAAAGCCACGCAGACACUACAGGCCAAUGAGUCGGCCAAUGACAUCCUCAUCCUCCGAAGCCACGAAUCCAAUGCCCCUGGAUCUGCGGGUGGCCAGGCCUCAGAGAAGCCAAGGGAGGGGCCAGGGAAGUCACGUAGGGCACUUCCUUUUUCGGAGAAGAAGAAAAAACCAGAGCCAUUUAAUAAGAGCCAGAAUCAGGAGAACACUUUUCCGUGUAAAAAAUGUGGCAGGGUGUUUUACAAGGUGAAGAGCCGCAGCGCUCACAUGAAGAGCCACGCCGAGCAGGAGAAGAAAGCGGCUGCUCUGAGGCAGAAGGAGAAAGAGGCCGCGGCCGCUGCGGCCACUGCGGCCGCCUCCCCCCACCAGCCGGCCCUGAGGGAGGAGAGCAGUGCGGGCGAGAGGGGCUGACGCCCGGGGCUCCGGGCCCUGCUCCAGCCUGAGACGCCCUGCCAGCACUGGAACCUCCGGAGGGAGAGAUCACGUGGACUUGUCUCUGCAAAACGGAUACAAUUAAAUAAACGGCUCUUUUACUUA